UUAAAAGGAAUACCAUUUUUCACAAAGCCCAGUUUGGUCACAUUUUCUUGGCGUCGCCCGCUUAAAAUAGCAUUAUUUUUUGAAUGAGUUUUUUAAGCAACAGCAGCACGGUUCACGUGGAAGUUCGCCUUCGAUGUACCAACAUACGCCUUUCAACAAUACGCGCCGGUUUGGAGACGGCUUUGCAACAAUAUUUUCAGUCGGCUAUAAGUCUGCCAAGGAAUGUGUCCUUCGUGCCCGAAUUGCCAUUUGAUCAGGCCCAGUUGGUGGAAACCGUGCUCCUGGAGCGCGACAAUGGCGACGGGCGGGCUUUGCAGUCCACUGGGACCAAGUUCCGUUUUCAUUUCUAUGAACCAAAGCGGGCGGAGCCGCACUGCAGUUCCGGAAUCUUUGAUGAAGGCGGAAGUGGCGAUACAGAUGGCACCGUUGGCGUAAUGGCCGCCGAUCAUGUCCUCCUGCCCGCCAGCCAAUUUGUGGGCCUGUGGGAGAACCUCAUCUACGAGAGCGGAUUGAAGGAGAAGCUCCUGAAGUUUGCUCUGUCGGCGCUGACUUUCUCACAGCACCGCGUGAACACCAAUGUGAUUGCAUGCAACCGGCUGCUGCUUCUCCAUGGACCGCCUGGCACUGGAAAGACGAGCCUCUGCCGGGCCCUGGCUCAGAAGCUGGCCAUCCGGACCCAGGGAAGCUAUGCUUACACCCACCUAGUGGAGAUUAACAGCCACAGUCUGUUCUCGAAGUGGUUCUCGGAGAGCGGUAAGCUGGUGGCACGUCUGUUUGCAAAGAUCGGGGAGCUGGUAGCGGACCCCAAAAAUCUCGUCUGUGUCCUUAUUGACGAAGUGGAGUCGCUGGCCUACGCCAGGAACGCUAUGUCUAGCAGUGAACCCAGGGAUGCCAUGCGUGUGGUAAACGCAGUGCUAACCCAGUUGGAUGACAUCAAGACCUGUUCCAACGUACUUAUCCUGGCCACCUCCAACCUGGCGCAAAGCAUUGAUUUGGCUUUCCUAGACCGCGCCGACAUUCGUCAGUACAUUGGGUAUCCGGACAUGACUGCUAUUCGAGCCAUUUACAAAACAAUGCUGGCUGAGCUCAUGUCGGUGGGAGUAGUGCAGCGUGAGGCUUUGGAGGCGGAGGACGCCGAGGAGGGCCUACUGACCCAAUUGGCUGAGCAAAGCGUCGGGCUAAGUGGCCGCAGGCUUCGAAAGCUGCCUCUUUUAGCUCAUGCUCAGUACACCAGCAGCGAUCUCUUCGAGCUAGAUCAGAAGAUCAGCCUGUCGGACUUCCUGGACGCCAUGAUGAUGGCCUUGGAGAAGCAUUUGGGCGAGCAGCGCCUGCUGAAACUGGAGUCCUUGGAGGAACUCUAAGCUAACAGCAAAGAAGACAUGAAAAAAAAGAAUUUUUUAUACCUACACUCUAUGUCCGUCAAAUCCGAUACUUUGUAAACUUCAAUUUGCUGCUAUGAAAAACAAUCCGAGGCAGAUGCACGGGACCAAUCUCAA
Molecule: messenger RNA, 1496 nt
Organism: Drosophila rhopaloa
Lineage: Eukaryota; Metazoa; Arthropoda; Insecta; Diptera; Drosophilidae
Gene: pch2
Product: pachytene checkpoint protein 2 homolog
Exons: 3
Coding region: 84-1361 (425 amino acids)
Biological process (GO): meiotic recombination checkpoint signaling; reciprocal meiotic recombination
Cellular component (GO): nucleus; chromosome
Molecular function (GO): ATP hydrolysis activity; ATP binding
Source: RefSeq, a predicted model, not a curated record